Molecule: messenger RNA, 9156 nt
Organism: Oryctolagus cuniculus (rabbit)
Lineage: Eukaryota; Metazoa; Chordata; Mammalia; Lagomorpha; Leporidae
Source: RefSeq, a predicted model, not a curated record
CAAAAUGGGUUUCAUGAAAGAUUGCUUAUAGGCUGAGGCCAAAGGUGGAGCCGUCACCCUUGCCAAUAUAUAAUUACAACACAUUGUCCCUUGUUAAUCUGAUACUUGUUUGCAGGACCAAGUUACUUUGGAUUUGUAGAAAUGGACUCGGAAACCCAGGAAGAAAUUCCUGUGCAUGAGGAAUUCAUUUUAUGUGGUGGAGGCGAGACCCAGGUCCUAAAAUGUGGGCCCUGGACAGACUUUAAUGAUCUAAGUGUCGACAGGCCUAAGCUGCUUAUUUUCAUUAUUCCCGGUAACCCAGGGCUUUCUUCCUUUUAUGUGCCAUUUGCAAAGGAUUUGUACUGUUUGACAAAAAAACGCUUUCCAGUUUGGAUUAUUAGUCAUGCGGGACACGUCUUGCCCCCCAAAGACAAGAAGAUUGUGACAACUUCAGAGGGUCCAAAUGCUCAAGAAAUUAAGGACAUCUAUGGACUCAGUGGUCAAAUAGAACACAAACUAGCCUUCCUGAGAACUCACGUGCCAAAGGAAAUGAAGCUUGUGCUCAUUGGCCAUUCCAUAGGCUGCUAUAUUUCUCUUCAGAUCUUGAAGCGUGCUCCAGAGCUCCCAGACUGCCAUCUCAUCUGAAGACUUGAAUUGAGUCAGAUCUGCUUCCAGCUUACUCACAUGGUUGUGGGCAAGAUUCAGUUCAAGGACUGUUGGACUGAAAGCCUUAAUUCGUCCCUGGCACUUGGGUGGAAGCCACCCUCCUUAACAUGUCAACUUCUCACACUCGCUUCACUAACAAGCCUAGCAGAAAAGCCAGAGAGAGUCUGUUGGCAAGAUGGAAGUCACAGACCAUGACCUAACUACAGAAGUGGUGUCUCUUCAUUUUUGUCAUAUUCUUUUUGUUAGAAUCAACUCAUUAGAUCCAACUGAAACUCAAGGGGAUGGAAUGAAACUAGGAGAUGAGGGUCACUGUGAACCAUGUUGAAAGCUGCCUACUCCAACACGAUAGUGUGUUGGUGUGCAGCCAAGCAUGUGAUAUAAAAAGAUAAGUAUACUGAAUUUACAACUUGAUGUUGGCAAUGACUUGGCCCUGCCAAGUAAAAUGUAGUAAAAUAAAAUGAAAUAGAAUUUUUGGUUCUUAAUUGUUCCAGGUGUUUUAAAAGACUGAAAAACAUUAAAAAGUGCACUUGUAUGUUUGAUAAUAACAUGGCUAUUCUGUAAACAUAAGGAAAACAUUUUCAGUUAUGAAUUGUCACAGUCUAUUAGCUUAAUCACAACCCUGUCCUUUUGGUUUUUGUUUCUUUAUCUGAUAUAUAUUUGAAAACGGUUGUUCAAAACAUUUGUUUUGAACCCGUGUCUCUUUCUGGGCUUGCACCACAUGUCUGUUAAGAAAGAAGUACAGUGCAUCUUUUUUUUUUUUUUUUUUUUUUUGACAGGCAGAGUGGACAGAGAGAGAGACAGAGAGAAAGGUCUUCCUUUGCCAUUGGUUCACCCUCCAAUGGCCGCCGCGGCCAGCACCGCGCAGAUCUGAAGGCAGGAACCAGGUGCUUCUCCUGGUCUCCCAUGGGGUGCAGGGCCCAAGCACUUGGGCCAUCCUCCACUGCACUCCUGGGCCACAGCAGAGAGCUGGCCUGGAAGAGGGGCAACCGGGACAGAAUCUGGCGCCCUGACCGGAACUAGAACCCGGUGUGCCGGCACCGCUAGGCAGAGGAUUAGCCUAGUGAGCUGCAGCGCCGGCCUAGUACAGUGCAUCUUAAAUCUAAUCUGCUUUUUUAUGGCUUCUUCAACUUCAGAACUUUUUAAUUAUCACCAUUCUUUCAGGUAUUCUUGCCCUUGUAGGAAUAGUGGUGAAAAGGGGGCAAAAAGAUGAAGCAUGAGUUUAACCUUAUCUGUAGAAGAGACAUAAUUAGUACUGUUUUCAGAAAGACAUUGAAACUGUGUUUUAUCUUCUGAAAAAAAAGGUAUAUUCUAGAAAUCGUGUGUAAUAAAUAGUUCAUAAAGCUCACUUUGGGGGAGGGUAAACAUCUGUAUGAUUUUUUUCUACUAUUCAAAUACUUUGUCUGGUUUCAAUUAACUACAUUGUUGAAAUUUCCCCCUCACACACACGCUCUGUCCACCCCCCCCUUUCCCAACUAUUAAACACCUGGACCAGUUAAUAUCAAUGGUGUGAUCCCUGCUGAAGUGUUGAAAUUUCAGUGUCUUCUGGGCUGCUCUACAGCAACACAGAGCCUGCAUGCCUCAAGUUAGCAUGACACGCUCCAUUUAAGAUGUAUUUGACAAUCAAAUAAGUUUGUGUAAGCCAGAGUGUUGCAAUCCUUAAUCAUUUUGCCAAAAACAAGUUAGCUGUUAUGUUUUAUAACGUAUGAAGUGUGAUAAUAAGAAACUUGUGUUUCCAUCUCUUCUGUUAUUUUUACUGGAAUUUUUGACUCCCAUAAGAUUUUGAGGACAUAUGUGUAGUUAGUAGCUGGUUUAUUUGGUUUUAUUUUGGUUCAGUUCUUUGCAAUCGUUUUUUAAUUAUAGGUCUUAAUUCAUUUUAAGAAACUUUUUACAUAUAUCAGAUAUGUUUUCAUCUAUUUUAAUAUACUGAAAAAAUAAUUGCCUCUUUAAAAUUUAGUAUGUAAAAUUUUUUGUUUCUUUUAGCAAAUUUGACACAUACAGUUAUAGAAAUUCUUCAGAUAUUUUGACAAAGUUAUAGAAUAGGGAAUUUUGAAAGAAAAUAGCUCAAUAGGAGAUUGUUUAAUAAUAGCUGUAGGCCGGCGCGGCGGCUCACUCGGCUAAUCCUCCGCCUAGCGGCGCUGGCACACCAGGUUCUAGUCCCGGUCGGGGCGCCGGAUUCUGUCCUGGUUGCCCCUCUUCCAGGCCAGCUCUCUGCUGUGGCCAGGGAGUACAGUGGAGGAUGGCCCAAGUGCUUGGGCCCUGCACCCCAUGGGAGACCAGGAGAAGCACCUGGCUCCUGCCAUCGGAUCAGCACUGUGCGCUGGCUGCAGCGCGCCAGCCGCGGCGGCCAUUGGAGGGUGAACCAAUGGCAAAAGGAAGACCUUUCUCUCUGUCUCUCUCUCUCACUGUCCACUCUGCCUGUCAAAAAUAAAUAAAUAAAUAAUAGCUGUCACAAGUUACAAGAAAAAAGACAAUUGUUUUUAGACCAACAGGAUCUUAGAAAUAGGAUGAGCUUUGUAGACAGUCUAACCCCAUCUUGGGUUUUGUAAUUGGGGAAAUGACAAGUUACCUUGUCAGCAUAUGACCCUGGCUCUGUCUGAAUCCCAAAAUGGGUGUAUUUCUUAGCUGGGGAUAUAAAGAGAAUCUCAGAAGGUAUCUGGUGGUUCUUUGAGCCUUUGGGUGAUAACAGGGCCCAGAGAGGUGCUGGUGUGUCCCCGCAGUAUGCAGAAAGGUUCAUAUGACUCAUUCUGUUGCCACCCAAGGGGGAAGAGGCACAGAAAUGCUCCCACAAUUUAAUGGGGUGGGGUGAGUCAUGAUGUGGAAACAACAAAGAUAAUCUGACUCUCACUAUCUAGAAUCUUCUUUCCCUAAUUAUCAAUACUCUGUAUGUCAUAAAUGUGCUGAUUUUGCCAGUACAUUGUUUGCGUGAAGUUCAAGAUUGUUUAUAUUGCAUUUAAUGAUAACACUUCCUCCCCUUCAAGAUAUACCAUACCUUCACGAACUUAAUUUUUUAUGUUAUUUGGCCUUCCUUAGGGAACAUGUACCAUAACAUAGAGCUUCCUUUGCCUGGUUGGCAAAAAAGUCUUCUCUCUAAAUUAAAUGUCCAGAUUACUUAAAGUCACUCCUGUAAAGCAAGAUUAUUUUACCCUGUUAGAUAUAAAUCUAUCUAAAGUAUAUUACUUAUCUGCCUUCUUCAACAAUGCAUAUUAAUGACAGAGGAAUUUUUUCUUAGUAAUUGAAGACUAGUCAUAAUCACAUCAUUUUGAGAACAUAUUCUAGUGUAACACUUUGGUAGUAUUGUGAUAGAAUAAAAUAUAAUCAAAGGGAUCUUGGUCUUUACCCUGAAACUUUUUUUUUAAGAUGUAUUUAUUUAUUUGAAAGGCAGAGUUACACAGAGAGAAGGAGAGGCAGAGAGGGAGGGAGGGAGGGAGGGGGAGAGAGAGAGAGAGAGAGUCUUCCAUCCACUGGUUUACUCCCAAAUUGGCUGCAACAGCUGGAGCUGUGCUGAUGCGAAGCCAGGAGCCAGGAGUUUAUUCUAGGUCUCCCACAUGGGUAUAGGGACCCCCAGGACUUGGGCCAUCUUUCACUGCUUUCCCAGGCCAUAGCAGAGAGCUGGAUGGGAAAUAGAAGAGCCAGGUCUCAAACCAGCACCCAUAUGGGUUGCCAGCACUGCAGGCAGCGGCUUAAUGCCCACUAUGCCAUAGCCCCGGCCCCUACCCUGAAACUUCUUAGCUCUCAAUACUUUUUCUAUUUUUAAAAAAUGUUUCAUGUUUGUUACAGUUUUUCUAUCUUCUUCUUCAGUGUUAGGUGUCACUUCUCUUCCCUACUUCUAAUUUAUUGCUACUCAUUUGCUAUGGGUAGAGAAAACAGAUAAUCAUAGUAUAGUUUGUCUCAGUAAAAAUGAAUAGGUCCUAAAUAUAGGAGCAAAAUUAACAAAAUUAAAUGCAUGAGUGUUGUUAUCGCUCAGAACCUUUUUUUCUUUUGUUUCUUUUGGAAUCCCCUAAAAGGGUUUUGAGGAUAUUGUAGACACUCAGUAUUUUAAAGACUCAGUACAUAACACAAUUCCAGCUAAGAGGCUUAAAAAACUUGACUGGAAGAGUGAGAAUAGCACAUCAGGCCCUGUGACUGUCUCACCAACAGCAUGUGGAGGAAGUAAUGUCCUCAUGCUUUCCAGCCCAGCCACAUGGGGACCAGGAGGUUCUGUUUCCUCUCUCCUGAGAGCCAGCUGCCAUAUAAGAAGUCCAGCUACCCUGAGACCAGGCCACACUGUGAGAAAGGCCACACUGGCCACAGAGAAGGACCGUGAGACCCCAGACCUGAAUGACACUGUGGACCUUCCAGCCCAGCCCAGCCCAGCCCAGCCCAGCUCAGCCCACCCACCACUGAAUGCAGCCAAGUUAGUGGCCCUGACCAACACCAAAUUGAGCAGGAAAACCUUUCGGCUGAGCCCUGUUUGAAUUCCUGACUCACAGAAUAGCGAGAAAGGAUAUCACUGUAAGCUGUAAACUGUCAGUUUGGAGAUGCUGCGUUACAUAGCAGGGGGUACCUUGUGGGAGAAAAUGAGGACCUUGGGCUCCUAGUAUUAGUAACCAGAGGGCCACUGGUGACCGUAAAAACAAUGUUUUGGCCAGCGCCGUGGCUCAAUAGGCUAAUCCUCUGCCUUGCAGCGCCGGCACACCGGGUUCUAGUCCCAGUCAGGGUGCCGGAUUCUGUCCCGGUUGCCCCUCUUCCAGGCCAGCUCUCUGCUAUGGCCUGGGAGUGCAGUGGAGGAUGGCCAAAGUGCUUGGGCCCUGCACCCGCAUGGGAGACCAGGAGAAACACCUGGCUCCUGCCUUCGGAUUGGUGUGAUGCGCUGGCCGCGGCGGCCAUUGGAGGGUGAACCAACGGCAAAAGGAAGACCUUUCUCUCUCUGUCUCUCUCUCUCUCUCAGUGUCCACUCUGCCUUUCAAAAAAAGAAAAAACAACAACAACAAUGUUUUAUUGGAAUAAUGGGAGAAGGAGGUUGCAAGAUAUUAGAUGAUAAAUGGAUAGUAAUCUCAGAAUUGGCCAUUGAAUGUGAGAAUGAAAGAGGACAAGUUAAGGAAAAAACUGGUCAAGGGAACAUUUCUUUUCCCUAUAAGAAGGAGAGAAUUUAAUAUGCUGAGGAAUAGUCUAUACAGAGAGAGAUGUUCAUAGUGAAAGAGAAAUAGGAAUAUUUGUGAGAGCAGCUUUCCUUUUAUUUCUCCUUUUUUAAAAUGAUUUAUUUAUUUAUUUGACAGGGAGAGUUACAGAGAGGCAGAGGCAGAGAGAAAGAGAAUGAAAGAGCGAGUGAGCUGGGCCAAUCUGAAGCCAGGAGCCUGGAGCUUCUUACAGGUCUCCCAUGUGGGUACAGGGUGUCGCUCCCCCUCUUCAUGGAGGAACGACACAGGACCCUGCGCUGUUCUUUCGUCUGCUCGGCCCUCCCCGGGUUUGCUGCUGGUUCUUCCCGGGUUGGCUACUAUCCCUUCCACCUCUGUGGAAGGGCGGUUCCCCCUGGCCGCAUUCCCCACUUCCGCAGGGGAGCGGCACACCGCCGGCCGGGUCUCUCGGGGGCUGCACGGGUUCCCUUAGAUGUUCCCCAUAGAUGUUCCUGGUGCAUGCUGUCUCUCUCCUCCUUUAUAGUCCUCCUCCGCCAAUCCCAACUCGGCUGCCCACACGCCGAGUACACUGCUCUCCAAUCAGGAGCAAGUCCUACAGUUAAUUGGUUGAACUGGAGGCAGCUGUGCGGAAGCUGUUUACUUCUCUCCCAGCGCCAUAUUGUGGGAGAGCAGAUGCAUAGAAUAAGUCUUAAUUCCAGUAACUCAGUCCAGUCCGGGUUGCUCCCCACAGAUCCCCCUUUCUUUUUAUUUUUGGCAUUGAUACGCGCCUGUCUUCGGUGUCCCGCGGCACACACUCUGCUCUACUUGCUAGAGUUGCCACAGGCUCUUACAAGUCCUAUCAGGCAAACCGAAUCCGGGUCCUCUCUUCGCCAUGUUAUGAGGAGGUUUUUAGGCGCUGAUGCGUGCCUGUGUUCGGUGCCCUGCAGCGCAUGCUCUGCUCUGCCUGCAGGGGCUUACAAAACCUAGCAAUCAGGCAAACCGAAUCCAAGCCUUCUCAGCGCUGUGUUGUGGGGAGGCCUUAUUGAUGUUAAUUCGUGCCUGUCUUCGGUGACCUGCGGCGCAUAAGCUGCUAGCCGCCGCAGGUGCUCAUCGUGCUCAUCGCCUCACUUAAUCAGGCAGACCGAAUCCAAGCUCUCACAUUGCAGUGUUGUAGGGAGGCCUUUCUAUUUCUCUAUUUCUCUAACUCCGGGCAUUCCUAUUUCUCCCAUUUUACUUCUAUCUUCCAGCAUUCCUAUUUCUCUCAUCUUACUUCUAAACUUCUGUUUCUCUUAUCCCCGCAGCUUCCCGCUGCCCGCCCCGAGGCUACUUCUCGGCGGCUUCCCGGCUGAGCCGCUUCAGCCCGCGCCUCUCUCAUCUGCGCAGCUUCCCGGCUUUGCGCGGCUUGGCUUCGCGCGCUCCGCGGUCUCCACGCCCUUCGCGUCUGCACCACGGCCUCGCGCCAGCCCCGUUCCCCAUCUAUUCACGCCCCGUGCUCUCUCUGCACGCGACGGCUUCCGCGAGUAACACAGCGUAGCUUACGUGUCCGCCACUAGCAUUCAAUCUAAGUUCCCCGGGCUAGCCUGGCGAAUUCAACCCAGCAUACAUCUCCGCCCCACGGCUUGGCUUCCCGUCCUUUGCUCCCCGGGCUAAUCAGACGGAUCCCAAUCUGGCUUACGUUUCAGCUUCUGGUUUCAACUUUUCGCCCCCUAUUCCCGGGCUAACUUGAGAAUCCCAAAGUGGCUUCCGUUUCCGCCUCGGCCUGCCCCCCGCGGCUUCAAUUUCCCUAACAUUUUUCUCUACCCGGUAUGUUUCCCCAAACUUUCCUCCAACGAUAUUCCUCCCUCAUUUCUCCUGGCCUCUCCCCACAGUCCGCAUCCGAGUCUGUUUGUUCUAGCUUUCACUUUCGCUUUUGACCUUAGAGAUUUCUCCCAGCUUCCCCCCGUAGUCCGUAUCUGAGUCUAUGCCUAGGCUUUCAACAGCUUCCUCCGGCACCUCUUUUCGUCCGGCUUUUCCCUAGGCUGUUUGCUAGUCUCUCUCUCUGGUAUUUUCCUGCUUCUUCCCGUUUCUUCCCUCCUAAGUUUGCUAUCCGUCCUAGGUUUCCUAUCCGAGUCACGGCACCAUUAUGUCGCUCCCCCUCUUCAUGGAGGAACGACACAGGACCCUGCGCUGUUCUUUCGUCUGCUCGGCCCUCCCCGGGUUUGCUGCUGGUUCUUCCCGGGUUGGCUACUAUCCCUUCCACCUCCGUGGAAGGGCGGUUCCCCCUGGCCGCAUUCCCCACUUCCGCAGGGGAGCGGCACACCGCCGGCCGGGUCUCUCGGGGGCUGCACGGGUUCCCUUAGAUGUUCCCCAUAGAUGUUCCUGGUGCAUGCUGUCUCUCUCCUCCUUUAUAGUCCUCCUCCGCCAAUCCCAACUCGGCUGCCCACACGCCGAGUACGCUGCUCUCCUCCAAUCAGGAGCAAGUCCUACAGUUAAUUGGUUGAACUGGAGGCAGCUGUGCGGAAGCUGUUUACUUCUCUCCCAGCGCCAUAUUGUGGGAGAGCAGAUGCAUAGAAUAAGUCUUAAUUCCAGUAACUCAGUCCAGUCCGGGUUGCUCCCCACACAGGGGCCCAAGGACUUGGACCAUCUUCCACUGCUUCCCCGGGCACAUUAGCAGGGAGCUGAAUCAGAAGCAGAGCAGCCAGGACUUGAACUGCUGUCCAUAUGGGAGGUUGGCCAUGCAGGUGGCAUCUUUACCCCUGCGCCACAAUGCUGGCCCCUAUUUUUUUUUUUUUUUGUAGAGAACUUAUUAAUACAUUAGAUUCUCAAGGUCACAGCAAAUAUGUGAUAAUUACUACAACACAAUUAUCAAUUCUCAUGUUAGUGUGAUAGUACAAGAACAAAUUCAAUGUAGUUCAUAAAUAUAACUCCAAGAAUCUAGUGAUACUUCCUUUUUACCCUCCCUUCCAUCCAUCUGUCCUUCCUUCCUUCUUUCCUUUCUUUUUUGAGAUAAUAUUUUUUUAAAAGAUUUAUUUAUUUAUUUGAAAGUCAGAGUUACACAGAGAGAGGAGAGGCAAAGAGAGAGAGAGGUCGUUCAUCCAAUGGCUCACUCCCCAAGUAGCUGCAACAGCCAGAGCUGCCCUAGACCGAAGGCAGGACCCAGGAGCUUCUUCCGGGUCUCCCACACGGGUACAGGGGCCCAAGGACUUGGGCCAUCCUCUACUGCUUUCUCAGGCCAUAGCAGAGAACUGGAUCGGAAGUGGAGCAGCCGGGUCUCGAACCAGUGCCCAUGUGGGAUGCCGGCGCCCCAGGCCAGGGCAUUAACCCACUACGCCACAGCGCCAGCCCCAGAGAUAAUAUUUUUUUAAUUUACAUUAUAGUCAGACGCUUAAUGCUCCAGUAAAGGGUUCAACAAGUAAAAAGUUAAAAAAAAAAAAAAAAA